CGCCGCCGCGAGGGGAGGUGACCGCGGCCCUCCCGGGCCACCAGUGGCGGUGCGCGGAGGGAACGCCGGGCGUAGAGAGCAGGUUGUGAAGCAUGGAGGCUGGCUCCGUGGUCCGAGCCAUCUUUGACUUCUGCCCUAGCGUCUCAGAGGAGCUGCCCCUCUUCGUGGGAGAUGUUAUUGAGGUGUUGGCCGUGGUGGAUGAAUUUUGGCUUCUAGGAAAGAAGGAAGAUGUUACAGGACAGUUUCCCAGCAGCUUUGUGGAGGCUGUCACAAUCCCCAGCCUGAAAGAGGGGGAGAGUCUGUUUGUUUGCACCUGCGAAUUCACAUCUCGGGAGCCGAACAGUCUUUCUCUCCAUCGAGGAGACCUGGUGGUUCUCGAUGGCACUCCCACUUCAGGAUGGCUGCAGGGCCGAAGCUGCUGGGGUGCCCGGGGCUGCUUCCCCUCUUCUUGUGUUCGUGAGCUCUGCCUCACCUCCCAGAGCCGCCGGUGGCACUCACAGAGCGCAUUGCUUCAGAUCCCAGAAUACUCCAUGGGGCAAGCAAGGGCUCUCAUGGGGCUGUCUGCCCAGUUGGAUGAGGAACUGGACUUCAGGGAAGGAGAUUUGAUCACCAUUAUCGGAGUUCCUGAGCCGGGCUGGUUUGAAGGAGAGUUAGAUGGUCGGAGAGGCAUUUUCCCAGAAGGUUUCGUAGAGCUUUUGGGGCCCCUGCGGACUGUGGAUGAGUCGGUAAAUUUCGGAAGUGGAGAUAACUGCAUCGCUAAUGGUGAAGUAGACGUCUCUACAGAAGAGACAGAAAGUGGGGCGGACGAGGACGAGGACCCCAUAGGGGCCUAUGGGCUUGCCCUCUACAGAUUCCAAGCCCUGGAGCCCAAUGAGUUGGAUUUUGACGUAGGGGAUAAAAUCCGAAUUCUGGGAACCUUGGAGGACGGCUGGCUAGAAGGACGUUUGAAGGGCAGGACAGGCAUCUUUCCCCAUCGCUUUGUGAAGUUAUGUCCCAGCACCAGGACGGAGGAAACGGUGCUUCUGCCCCAGGAAGACAGUCUCCCUGAGAACUCUGAAAGCUCUGUGGGUGGUUUGGAGAGCUCCGUGGUAGAGGAAGCAAUACUCGGCCCACAGGAGUGUGAAGCAGGAAAACCCGACCGGGGUCUGCCUGGGCGAACCCCCGCUCCCCUAGACCACCACGUCCCUGAGUGUGUUCUGAGUGAGAACGCUGGUCAGGGUGAAGAUGACUCAGGAAGCUCCCCAGGUGUGGGUCUAGUUAAAGACCCUUCCACAGCUGGCCCCCCAGAGACAGUCAAUGGUCUUUCUUCCCAGCCUUGGGUAGCCUCUCACCCCCAAGUGCAGAAAGGCCAGUUUUCUUCAGCAGCAGGAGGGAGCCACCAAAGCUUAGACCUAUUCUCGGACUUUGUCCCUCUAGAAGCCAGGACGAGAGACUACUCCAGCCUGCCUCCCAAAACAACAUAUGCCCAGUGCAGGUCCCCCCAGAAGCCAGCACCCCCACUUCACAGGGCCUCCUCUCUCACAGCCUCAAGGUUAGUCAAACCUAGCUACUUUCGUCCUCCAGCUGUGGCCAGCUGUGGUCCAAAGCACCAGACAUCUGCAGAAAAGGCCUCCAGCCUCUAUUCUGCACCAGAGAGAUCAGAGAGGUGGCCUAGGCCACCAGACAAGGGGCCCGCCACAGAGGUAACCACAGCACCUCAGGGGGACAGUAUCGACCUGGAUUCCAAGUUGACCCAACAGCUGAUAGAGUUUGAGAAGAGCCUGUCAGGGCCUGGCACAGAGCCAGAUAAACUCUUACGCCGCUUUUCAAUCAUGGAUUUUAACUCUGAGAAGGAUAUUGUCAGAGGCUCCCCAAAGUCAGUUCCCUCACAGGAGCUCCCCGAGAGGAGAAAGGCCCUGAGGCCACCACCACCCAGACCCUGUACCCCAACAUCCAUUUCUCCCCACUUGGUUGACCAGAGCCCCAAACCCGCACCCCCCUUGGCAGUGCGGCCCUCCCGCCCGGCUCCGCUGCCCCCUUCUACACAACAGAGGAUGAGUGCAGCCUCUCCCAAGCUCACCUCCUGUGCCCACCCCAGUUGGGAGGCCCCGGAGAAGGAGUGCCCUGAGCUUGCAGAGCAGAGCCCAGCCCAGACGGCUCCGUCUCCUCAGUCUCCGUGCCCCACGGUGCUGGGGAGGAUUCAGGACGUGGAACACGACUUGGACGUGUUCACCAGGGCUCAGGAAGAGCUGGCCUCGAUGCUGGAGGAAAAGCAGGACGAAUCGUUGCAGGCAGAGACGCUGGAGAAUCUCAAGCUCUAUGAGGGCAGCAUUCAGAGUCUGACCCUGGAGCUCCAGCAGCUGAGAGACAUGACGCUCCUCUCUUCCCAGUCUUCGUCCCUGGCCGCCCCCUCGGGGUCUGUGUCCCCUGAAAAGCCUGAGCAGAGGAUGCUGGAGAAGAGAGCCAAGGUUGUGGCUGAACUUGUGCAGACGGAAAAAGACUACAUCCGGGAUCUGGAGAUGUGCAUCGAGCGGGUCAUGGUGCCCCUGCAGCAGGCACAGGUACCCAACGUUGACUUCGAGGGGCUUUUUGGAAAUAUGCAGACGGUGGUUAAAGUCUCAAAGCAGUUGCUGGCAGCCUUGGAAAUCAGCGAUGCUGUAGGACCUGUGUUUCUUGAACAACGGGAUGAACUUGAGGGAACAUAUAGGGUUUACUGCCAGAACCACGAUGAAGCCAUUUCACUGCUAGAAAUCUACGAGAAGGAUGAGAAGAUCCAGAAACACCUGCAGGCCUCCUUGGCCGAUCUGAAGAGCCUGUACAACGAAUGGGGAUGCACCAACUAUAUCAACCUGGGCUCCUUCCUCAUCAAGCCCGUGCAGAGAAUAAUGCGUUACCCGCUGCUACUAAUGGAGUUGCUGAACUCUACCCCAGAGUCCCACCCGGAUAAAGUGCCUUUAACUAAUGCAGUGCUUGCCGUCAAGGAGAUCAACGUCAACAUUAAUGAGUACAAGCGUCGGAAGGAUCUAGUGCUUAAGUACCGCAAAGGUGAUGAAGACAGCCUCAUGGAGAAGAUCUCCAAGCUGAACAUCCACUCCAUCAUCAAGAAGUCCAACCGGGUCAGCAGCCACCUGAAACACCUCACUGGCUUCGCUCCUCAGCUGAAAGAUGAAGUAUUUGAAGAGACAGAAAAGAACUUCCGGAUGCAGGAGAGACUGAUUAAAUCUUUUAUCCGAGACCUGUCCCUCUACCUCCAGCACAUCCGGGAAUCUGCGUGUGUGAAAGUGGUGGCAGCCAUGAGCAUGUGGGACCUGUGCUUGGAGAGGGGGCACCGUGACCUGGAGCAGUUUGAGAAGGUGCACCGCUACAUCAGUGAUCAGCUCUUCACACACUUCAAGGAGAGGACAGAGCGGCUCGUCAUCAGUCCCUUAAGCCAGCUGUUGAGCAUGUUCACGGGGCCCCACAAGCUAGUGCAGAAGCGCUUCGACAAGCUCCUGGACUUCUACAACUGCACGGAGCGAGCGGAGAAGCUCAAGGACAAGAAGACGCUGGAGGAGCUGCAGUCAGCCCGCAACAACUACGAGGCCCUGAACGCCCAGCUGCUGGACGAGCUGCCCAAGUUCCAGCAGUACGCCCAGGGCCUCUUCGCCAACUGCAUCCACGGCUACGCCGAAGCCCACUGCGACUUCGUGCAGCAGGCCCUGGGGCAGCUGCAGCCCCUGCUGUCGUUACUGAGAGCCACUGACCGGGAAGGCAACUUGAUCGCCAUCUUCCACGAGGAGCACAGCCGGGUCCUGCAGCAGCUGCAGGUCUUCACCUUCUUCCCCGAGUCCCUCCCCACUCCCAGGAAGCCCUUCGAGAGGAGAACCACAGACCGCCAGUCAUCCCGGAAGCCCCUUCUUGGCAUGCUGAGCUACAUGCUGCAGUCAGAGGAGCUGCGGGCCUCCCUGCUGGCAAGGUACCCACCUGAAAAGCUCUUCCAGGUGGAACGGAACUUCAACGCUGCUCAGGACUUGGAUGUCCCCCUUUUGGAAGGCGACCUGGUGGGUGUAAUAAAAAAGAAAGACCCCAUGGGCAGUCAGAAUCGCUGGCUCAUCGACAACGGAGUCACCAAGGGUUUCGUGUACAGCUCCUUCCUGAAGCCCUACAAUCCUCGUCGCAGCCACUCGGACGCCUCGGUGGGCAGCCACUCUUCCACGGAGUCAGAACACAGCAGCUCCUCCCCCAGGGUCCAGCGGCAGAACAGCAACAGUGCCUUGACCUUCAACUCCAACAACAUGACUGUGUCCUUCACCUCAGGGCUUUCCCCGAAGCAGCCCCAAGACACGUCUCCACUGAAGGAAUGUGACCAGGGAACUCUCAGUAUGUCCUUGAACACGGCGAGUCCAGAAACUGGACCUUCCAGGUGCUUUCCAGACCCAGACUCUCCCUCCCAGCUUAGGCCAGGGGACUCUGCAGAUGGCGCCACAGACAUAAGCCAACCUGCUUCAGCCCCGAGGGCAUGCCAGAGAAGCUGCAGGCAUCCAGAGGCGGCCGGUUACUCUGUACCAGGGCGAAAUGGACAAGGCAAUGGCUCCGUAAGAGGAAGUGCAAGAGCCUAUCAGACUCUGGAAGACAGAAACAGAGAGACAGAAGGCAACCAGGUCUAUUUUGCCGUCUACACCUUCAAGGCACGAAACCCAAAUGAACUGAGUGUGUCAGCCAAUCAGAGACUCAGGAUCCUUGACUUUAAAGACAUCACAGGCAAUACAGAGUGGUGGCUGGCCGAAGUUAACGGGAAGCAGGGCUAUGUCCCUUCCAGUUACAUCCGGAAGACUGAGUACACCUGAGCCAGGUGCCCCGCCCUCCCUCGCGUCUCUGUCUGCUGAAGGGCUCUGCCGGGCUGCAGGCGCCGGCUGCUGAGCGCAGGCCCCACAAUGCUGAUCAUAGCGUGGAGUGCAAGAUAAGCUUUACUCUCAGUUGAGUUUACACUGUGAUGCUCGUUAGAAUUUGAAGUGGACCCCAAGGCUUGCCGACCAUUCACUGACUACAAGGAGCUGACCAGGUGCCGCCAUCAGCUGUGGGAAACGAGACAUUUCCAAUCAGAGAAGCAGUAUUGUACGCAGGAAGCUUGUGCGCUGGCUGUUGCAGCCUCCGUGGAUGACUGAGCAGUCAGCGGAGAGGAGCAGGCUCGGAGAGCUCCUCCGUCAUGCCCUCAGUCAGCGGAGAGGAGCAGGCUCGGAGAGCUCCUCCGUCAUGCCCUUCCCACAGGCCAGGUCACACUAAACCUGGCGCACCAAAACUUCAGACACCCCCAGUGCCCAGCACCCGCCAUCUCUGACAUGCUCCUGAUUUGUAGUUCAUAAAAUGCUAACCUUAUUUUCUCCACUGCUUUCCUGUUAGGUGUUUGCAGUCUUCCUUUCCUUUUGACCUUGUGUCUAGAAGGUUCUCUUACCCUAUCAGACAUGGUCAUCUGCCUCUUCCUGAUACUCAUCAACCUUAUAUGGUCUUUGUGUGAUGUCUCCUAACCUUUCUCACUGAAUGUAAUAACUGACAGACUUCUCUAGACUACCCGGGCCAGCACUCCAGCUGGCUGCUUCAAGUAUUAAUUCUGCUGUGGUCUCCAACCAGCCGAGCCUGGAGGAAGCCUGGAUGCCUUUCUCUGCCACCCGGGCACUCUGCUGCCACCUUGUGGCAUCCACUUGUGCUCACAACAGCAGCCCUGGCUUAUUGGAAGUAGGUAGGAUCACUGGCCACAGAAGCAGCUUAUCUCAGACUUGGAAAUGGAAUUUUUUUCUUUCUCACCACCAACUGCCAUACUUCAGACAAUAUUCAAAGCCAAACAGGUGCUAAAAGUGCCUAAUGAGACCUCACACUUAAGGCUGGAAGGUGCUCACUAACUCUCAUGUGAAGAGAUGGCGCCCCAGGCUUGCCUCAGCGGGGCCCUCAGACUCCAGGUGAGCCCACCAUGGACCCGCCUUCCAGCCGCUGCUCCUCCAGUUGCACAGGCGGCCUUAAAACCCUGGUGGAUCAGGACGAGCCAGUGGACACCCCAGGCGUCUUCUGCUCCACUGGGCGAGGCCUCUCAUGAAGUGUUUAUAUUUAGAGAUGUUUAUAUUUAAGUAGCUAUUUUAUAAAUAAAAGUGUUUCUAUUGGC
This is a messenger RNA of Mesocricetus auratus (golden hamster), 6112 nucleotides long. RefSeq names its product dynamin binding protein (gene Dnmbp). The coding region runs from base 93 to 4805 and encodes 1570 amino acids. Gene Ontology annotation, molecular function: guanyl-nucleotide exchange factor activity; protein binding. The record is from RefSeq and is a predicted model, not a curated record. Gene Ontology annotation, cellular component: cytoplasm. NCBI's taxonomy places the organism in Eukaryota, Metazoa, Chordata, Mammalia, Rodentia, Cricetidae. The transcript has 17 exons. Gene Ontology annotation, biological process: intracellular signal transduction.